Corythoichthys intestinalis (scribbled pipefish) is the source of this 4776-nucleotide messenger RNA. RefSeq names its product claudin domain-containing protein 1. The coding region runs from base 117 to 875 and encodes 252 amino acids. The transcript has 4 exons. Gene Ontology annotation, cellular component: membrane. Lineage: Eukaryota; Metazoa; Chordata; Actinopteri; Syngnathiformes; Syngnathidae. The record is from RefSeq and is a predicted model, not a curated record.
GCGCCGGAUUAGUGCGCAAGCUGAGCGCCAUCUGUGGAAGUGGGCCACGGGGCGGGGACAGACGCCGACGGCGGCUGAGGCAGCGGCAUCCCGGCCGGGCUCGGACUCGGCCGACAAUGGUGGACAAUCGCUACGCCACGGCGCUGGUGAUCGCCUGCGUGCUGAGCCUCCUGGCCACCGCCUACCUGUGCGUGGGCGUGGGCACGCAGCAUUGGUACCAGUACAGCAGCCCGCCGGUGCGCGGCGAAGCCAAUGCAUCCGAGCUACGCGGCCUCUACGACGAGUUCAUGGACGGUGAAUUCGACGAGAAGACCUACAGCGACACGCUGUUCAGACUCAACGGCAGCGUGGGCCUGUGGUGGCGUUGUGUGCUCGUGCCCGACGCACCGCAAUGGGCCAAGGAGACAGGUGGGAAGGCGGCACUGAAGUGCAGAAGCUUCACCGUCCAGCAACAGCUGACGCCAAAGUACAAGGAGCCCGGAAACCACAACAGCGGAGAAGACAUGCUCCGCACUUACUUAUGGCGUUUCCAGUUUGUGCUGCCGCUAGUCUCUCUGGGUCUAGAGGUGUUGGCGGGCCUGAUAGGGUUCUGCGCUUGCCUGUGCCGGAGCCUAGCACCUACGCUAACCAUCGGCGUGCUUCACCUGUUGACAGGUCUGUGCUCGUUAGCCACAGUGUGCUGCUACCUGGCGGGGACGGACCUCCUUCACAGGGUGUCGGUGCUUCCCGACAAGGUGGACGGCUCACUGGGCUGGUCGCUCUACUUGGCGCUCAUGUCGUCGCCCCUCCACAUGAUGGCGGCUGCCCUGCUGCUGUGGGCGGCGCGUAGCCACGGACGUAGCUACUACCGCAUGGCCGCCUACCGCGUUGCUUGACCGGUUAAUAUUGCUAGCUUUCGCAAAAACACGCUAAAUUGGGAAACCAAACCAAACUUCAUUGGGGUUUUUUCUGCUGUAAAUUUAAAUGUGUUUAUCAGAAGUCUAAUCCAUUUGAAGUGGGAGACUGGCAACGUUUGCCAACCCACUUCAAAUGAAUUGGACAUCUAUAGCCGUCAAUGAGUUAAGCAGUGUCUGACCAAGCCACGAUAGCAAUCACUAUACAUUCAAGUGAGUACAAAGUAUACUGAUAUCGGUGCAACACUAAAAAAUUACAGGUAGUCCCCGGGUUUCGACUUACCCGACUUACGUGAUUUCGACUUGACGACGGCGGAGUCUCGGCCGCCAUUUUGUUGUCCUUUUGUUUUCUUUUAAAGUUGUGUAAACAGUACCUUAUUGUACUUCACAGUAUCUUAUUUUUACUUGAUUUUAUUAAUAUGACUGUUCUGCCCUUUGGCGAAAUGUGUAUUUGCUUAUAAUGUUGACUUUUGUUUUGUGAUGCAUGCUUUUAUUUUGGCGCAGGUAGUACUUCCGCACUUGAGUAAGAGCCCAUGUACGGACGAAGAAGAAUGUAUUUGGCGCACACGAAGAACAGCGCAUUUGCACCCACGAAGAAGUCGCGUAGCCAAGUGAGAGUGAAGGGAAACAUUGCAGCUUAGCUCGCUGUCUAGCUAGGACUUAGCUCCAACAUCUUGGCAACGACAUGUUUUUGGAUAGUUAUUUUGAGAUUUCAGGGGUGUUUAGGGCAUACGCGGAGUUUGUUGGCCGAAAUGUAUGAUUUUAAAAUUAAGAAUUUUCCGGUAAAAUAUUGUCUAUAAAAGAUGUAAAGCAAUAUAACAACAACAAAAAUGAAUGAAAUGAACAAAAAAAGAUAUUUUUAUAAUGGGUCAAAAUUAUUUUUCGAACAGAUUAUGUAACUAGCACCUUAGACGGUCAUUUGCUUUGCUUAGCCAAAACCACCCGAGGACCGAAGAGACAAGAUGGAUAUACGUAAUUUUUUUAAAUCUAGGCUCUCAAAAGCGACAACUACUGAGCAAGAACCAAGGAUUUAAAUUGUGGACCGUAAAACACCAGAGAGCAACUGCCAAAAUGGUGAGCGAAGUUUCAAUUUGCCCUACUAAAGACACAUUGUACAACAAAGCCACCACCGGUGUCUUGCCAAUGUAGCUAAAACACAGUUAUAGUGUAUAUUUUGGUCAUCGACGAUUAUUAAACUGGAGAAACUCCAUACAGGACUGGAAUAACAGUUAUAGGCAUCCUACUAGUAAAACACUUAAACAUUGCCUUUUUUUACGUUCAAAAAUUUGAUGGAUAGGCCAUGUUUUAAAACCUCGCAGGUAACCACAGUGGGGCAAAUAAGUAUUUAGUCAACCACUAAUUGUGCAAAUUCUCCCACUUGAAAAUAUUAGAAAGGCUUGUAAUUGUCAACAUGGGUAAACCUCAACCAUGAGAGACAGAAUGUGGAAAAAAAACCAAAAAAAUCACAGUUUGAUUUUUAACAAAUUUAUUUGCAAAUCAUGGUGGAAAAUAAGUAUUUGGUCAACACCAAAAGUUCAUCUCAAUACUUUGUUAUGUACCCUUUGUUGGCAAUAACGGAGGCCAAACGUUUUUGGUAACUCUUCACAAGCUUUUCACACACUGUUGCUGGUAUUUUGGCCCAUUCCUCCAUGCAGAUCUCCUCUAGAGCAGUGAAUUUUUGGGGCUGUUGUUUGGCAACACUGACUUUCAAUUCCCUCCACAGAUUUUCUAUGGGGUUGAGAUCUGGAGACUGGCUAGGCCACUUCAGGACCUCUAAAUGCUUUUUCCGAAGCCACUCCUUUGUUGCCCUGGCUGUGUGUUUAGGAUCAUUGUCAUGUUGAAAGACCCAGCCACGUCUUAUCUUCAAUGUCCUUGCUGAUGGAAGGAGAUUUUCACUCAAAAUCUCUCGAUACAUGACCCCAGUCAUUCUUACCUUUACACAGAUAAGUCAUCCUGGUCCCUUUGCAGAAAAACAACCCCAAAGCAUGAUGUUUCCACCCCCAUGCUUCACAGUGGGUAUGGUGUUCUUCAGAUGCAAUUCAGUAUUCUUUCUCCUCCAAACACGAGAACCUGUGUUUUUCAUCUGACCAUAACACAUUCUCCCAGUCCUCUUCUGGAUCACCCAAAUGCUCUCUGGCAAACCGCAGACGGGCCUGGACGUGUACUUUCUUCAGCAGGGGGACAUGUCUGGCAGUGCAGGAUUUGAGUCCCUGGCGGGGCAUUGUGUUACUGAUAGUAGCCUUUGUUACUGUGGUCCCAGCUCUCUGUAGGUCAUUCACUAGGUCCCUCCCAUGUGGUUCUAGGAUUUUUGCUCACCGUUCUUGUUAAUAUUUUGACGCCACGGGGUGAAAUCUUGCAUGGAGCUCCACAUCAAGGGAGAUUAUCAAUAGUCUUGUAUGUCUUCCAUUUUCUAAUAAUUGCUCCCACAGUUGAUUUCUUUACACCAAGCGUUUUACCUAUUGCAGAUUCAGUCUUCCCAGCCUGGUACAGGUCUACAAUUUUGUCUCUGGUGUUCUUCGACAGCUCUUUGGUCUUGGCCAUAGUGGAGUUUGGAGUGUGACUGACUGAGGUUGUGGACAGGUGUCUUUUAUACCGAUAAUGAGUUAAAACAGGUGCCAUUAAUACAGGUAAUGAGUGGAGCCUCGUUAGAAGAAGUUAGACCUCUUUGACAGCCAGAAAACUUGCUUGUUUGUAGGUGACCAAAUACUUAUUUUCCACUCUAAUUUGGAAAUAUAUUCUUCAAAAAUCAAACAAUGUGAUUUUCUGGGGUUUUUUCCACAUUCUGUCUCUCAUGGUUGAGGUUUACUCAUGUUCACAAUACACAAGUAGGAGAACUUGCACAAUUGGUGGUUGAUUAAAUACUUAUUUGCCCCACUGUACAUCACCAAAACACGGAAAUCAAGCAAAUCUGUGCAGCGCAUUGGCUCCUCCCAGGGGAUAAAAUUUUUGACUGGGGUAACUUCAUUGGCACAACACCGGCGGGUGUACCAUAUUCAAUGGAUUACCAUCUUGGCGAAAUGUAUAGCCUAAGCAGCCUGAUUUAGAAUUCCCUUCAAGAAUGAUGGAAAACAAAAACAAAAAAAAAAACGCUCAUUUUCAACUUAUUAUUAUAAAUAUUCUUGUAAGUUAAUUUUAUUGCUGACACUGCAGUUCGAGGUCAUCAACAUGUUGUGCCCCCCUGGCCCAAACGUCAAACUCUGCCUAUGGUUUACGGGUACUUAAAGGGAAAUUCGGGUUACGUCGCCAGCGUAGGAACGGAAAUCGUUCGUAACCCAGGGACAACCUAUAUACAAAAUUAUGGUACAAGUGUUAAAAAAACUAAAGAUAACCCCCCAAAAAAAGAAUAUUUAACAGACAGAUGUCAAAAUUGGAAUUCUGGGAUAAAUUAAUCGUCAAAAAUUGCGAGGCCUAUUUUUCUUGUAGAAAAAAAAGUCAUAUUAGAAAACUGCUGCUGUUUGCUCCUCAGUUAAUCAUCAGAACUGUAUUUCACCAUGUAAACCAAGUUGCUAUUGAUUUAUUUAUUUAUUAUUUUGAGUGUCUUUCUUUGUCAGUAUUAGUGGCUGAUUUAACUUAAGCUUCGUUUUUUUUUGUGUUUCCAUGUUUGGUAUUGUUUAGUUUUUCACUAUUUCUACAAGUACUGUAAUUUCCUGACUAUAAGGCGCACCUGACUAUAAGCCCCACCCACCAAAUUUGACACGAAAAAGGCAUUUGUUCAUAGAUAAGCCGCACGGUAACACUUUAUUUGACAAUGGCAUCAUGAGACUGUCUUCGACCAAACGAACCACUGAGCUUCAAGAAGCUUCAUUUGGCCUCAGUGCUCCCUUGGGGGAGACAGUCACUCUCUGCUGCCACCUGCUGUUAAAACUCGGACGAAUAUAUACAU